AUGGCGCCCAAAGCUGUCUCCCUCGCAUUUGCGGGACGGAAGCUUACCGGCCCACCGGAGGGCUACGGCAAAAAGAAGCAGGUCCAGGUCGAAAAAUGGAUUUCUGUCAUGCCUCCGCCAGAGGACCUUGACCCGGCGGAGGUCGGUCCUCUUGCAACGGUUUUCGAGGUCGAGAGUUCAAGGGAGUACUUAUACGGCAGUCUGCGCGACAGCACGGAUGGCUUCUUUGACACGGCGAUAGCUCCUCGAGCCCACCCUUUCAGCAGGGCCCCAGAUCAAGGACAAGCCGCCUCCGCCGCUAUGGCUGGCAGUCCCCUUUCAGUGAUGCCCUUCGGAAGCAGCGGAAGUGGCUCAAAGGUACAGCACGACAUCAAAGCCGACUUGCGGCCCUGGACCAACCCGGACCUGCUGGCCCAAACGCCGGCCCAGACUUUCCCCCGGGAGGAGCCGUAUCUGGUCGCAGCAGCAACGGGUGCUGUUGACGAUGGCUUCGGCCAGAGAAGUGUUUCUGCCAGCGUGAUCCGGCACGUGCCGCUGGAUGUGGGUCUUGCGGCGGUCGCUAACAUCGCCGGUGAAGGUGACGAUGGCGGCGCCUCCGCCAGUGACGCAGGGGUAUCCGCUGCAAUCCUCCUGGCGCGUAUCGAAGCUGCACUGCCGCCGGGCGCCACCGCAGAGGAGAAGCUUCGAGCCGCACUGCUCCUGGCCCUGGAGGAGCACCAGCGGCUCCAAAAUGUCAUGAAAACGGAACUGGCGGCGGCGCGGGUUUGCACUACGGACGCGAGGAAGGAGGCGCAGGAGCUCGCGGACGACGUGCAGGCCACUAGACAGCGUGCGCUCAAGGCCGAGGACGAGCUGGGACGGCUGCGAGCGCGGGUGGUCGCGUCCAAGCAGCAGGCGCAGGCCAUGGAGGAGUCUGCAGCUGAGGCUGCCGCGGCCCGCUCUUUAGCUGCGGCACUACAGCGGGAGGUGGAGGUGCUGCAGCGGCAUCAGCAACAGGAUAAGCGGAAGAUGGCGGCCAUGGCUGCCUCCCUUGAGGCUGCCCUAGAAUCGGAGCGCGGGGAAGCAUCUCAGGCCCGGAGGGAGAGAGACACGGUGAUCGUGGCGCUACAGGCAGAGAAGGCAGCUCGAAAGGCGGCAGAGGAAUCGGAGCGCGCUGCUUUACGGCUGGCGACGAAACAGGCGGAGACGCAGGUGGCUGUUCAGGCGACUGCCGCGGCGGCUCAGGCCGCAUGGCAGCGUGCGGAGCUGGCAACACAGAGGGCAGCGGUCGCCCGGGCUCCGGACCCCGCGACGGCCGCAGUCGGUGUCACCGUCGUGGCAUCAAGGACGGGGACGGAGAUGGGGACGCUGACGACAUCGCCCGAUGUUCCCCGUGGGGGCUCAGGGCGAAAUAUGCCUGCGAAGAUGGUUGAGAAGGGGGGCAGACAGCACCCCCACCAGCACCGCCAGACGGCCUCUACUGGGUCUGUGGGUCCCGCUCCGUCCAUGUCAGUGGCCAGGGGGCAUCCGGGUGUUGCGGGCCCUGCAUCGCCUUUACAUGCAGGUGCACCUGGAGCUUCUGCCCAGGACGCAGUUGAUGCAGUCCGCACUGACAGUCACCGCACCCUGAGUCGGGCUGUUGCAGUUGGUCGGCAGCAGCUAGGGGAGCUCAUGCAGCUGCAGCGGAGGACAGCUGCGCGGGCGGAGCUGGCCGACGCGAGGGCGGUGGAGGCCGCGCUAGGGGCGGCUCCGGAGCACCUGCGUCUGCUGGGCCUGGCCUUCCGCGCAUACAUUGUGGGCGGUUCUGGAGCCAGCAGCGCUGCCGCCGCUCCCGCCACCGUGCUGGCGGGCCAGCUGAGUUCCCUGGGCUACCGGGUGUAUGUGGACCCGCUGACGCUGCUGCAGCAGGGGCCCCCACCACUUGGCGUUGAGUGCUCGUCAGCCCCUCUGGUGGCCCGGGCGGCUGUGGUGGUGGUGAUUGCGGCAGCCCAGUUGUUGAGGAGCUCGCUGGCGAGGGUCGAGCUCUGCUCCGCUGCCCGGCACGGCUGUCCCCUGCUGCUGCUCAGUCCGCCGGACCUGACACUGGAGAACUUGGCGGCCGUGGGGGAAGCGCUGCUGCCAGGGGACGGGGGAAACCCAGCCGACUUGCCAGCGCAGCAGCUGGCCGCAGGCGCCCUACGUGAGGCCUGGCCCUCCCGGCUUACCUUGGCCCCCGACUCGCCAGCCACCCCAGCCGCAGUGGCCACCCGCCUGGGCCUACCCGACACCCGCCUGGCGCUGCUGCCACCGGAGGCCCUCCGCCAGCUGGCCGUAACAAGGACUGGAGUGAUGCCAGAUCUCGCGUUCCUCAACGCACCGAUAUCGCCUGGUAGCAGCUGUGGUGGCGACAGGAGUGGUGGCAGAAGCGGCUUUGCAGGGCCAGGCGGGCUGGGUGGGGCGGCAGGACUGACCGGGUUGCGGCACCUGAAGCUGAACUUCGGCCCAAGGGGAGAGCUAGAUGGCGGCGGCGGUGGGAGGACAGCGCCGCUGUUGGAAAUGCUGUGUUCGGUGCUGCGGGGUAACAGCACUCUGACGGCCCUGACGCUGCGAGGCUGCCCCGCGACCGCUGCCCGGACCAUCACUGAGGCCGCCCUGGGUAGCCCUGUCAGCCGCAUCGCCAACAUCACCGUCUCCAGCAGGGUGCCCGUGGCGCUGCUGGCAGGGCGAACUGGGCCCCAUCACUCAGACUCACACCAGCAGUCCCAAGUCAUUGAGCUGGGAGCGGGUAAGGCCGCCACGGCUGCAAGGUCCACCGAGGCGGAAGAGGUACGGUUCACCGACGAGGACGCAGAGGUGGUGGCCGCGGCGCUGCGUGUGCGGGCAGCAGCCGCGGCAGCGGAUAAUCCGCCACCACCACCGCUACUAGCGCUGUCAUUUCCACGUUCAUGCAACCUGCGCCUGGGUUUCUGUGCAGUGAGCUCCCUGGCUGUUGCGCUGGCGGGCCUCCUCCCUGGACUGCGGUCAGUGAACGGGGUUGUGCUGCAGGCCGCUCCCCACCAUCUUACUGCCCUCAACCUAACCGGCUGCGAGGGUGUCGAGGAGCUGUUGUUAGCCCUGGUGGCCCCGGUGGGAGCGGCUCGCAAAGGAUCGGCAGGCAGUGGCGAGGAUGGGGAUGGGAGCGGAGGUGGUGGGUUGCAGGCACCUCACUCCUCCCCUUCCUCUCCGGGCGCAAGCUGUUGCACAGUCCUGGACCUAUCGCUCAAUAACCUGGCUGACGUCGGAUGUAAGGUGCUGGCUCGUUCGCUUCCCGCCCUGGGCCCCUGCCUGCGGGUGCUGGCGCUGUCACACAACGGCAUCGGCACACAGGGGGCCGGAGCGCUGUCGGGGGUUCUGGUGGCGUGCAGGGGACUCCAG
Molecule: messenger RNA, 3372 nt
Organism: Volvox carteri f. nagariensis
Lineage: Eukaryota; Viridiplantae; Chlorophyta; Chlorophyceae; Chlamydomonadales; Volvocaceae
Exons: 20
Molecular function (GO): GTPase activator activity; protein binding
Source: RefSeq, a predicted model, not a curated record